AUGUUGAUAUUACAUAGUAGGGCAUGAGGGUAUGAUAAUAUGAACCUAGUCUUCUCCAUAGAUGUCCCCGGUACUACCAUAACAACUAGCCUAUAACAUACCAGUUUCUAAAGUAUUCUACCUAAGCACCCAUCCAUCCUAGUUCGAAGCUGUACAUCUCCAUCAGAAGAUAGUUCCUCCAAGACGGACAGUCUACUUCAGCCCCUUGCUCCAGUAAUAGACCCCCAGGAACCCAUCAUGGACUCCCCUAGCAAGCUCAAGCUCCUCGACCUACCAGUCGACGUCCUACUCCUCAUCUUCCCCUACCUCGACGCGAAAAGCUUCCUCUCCCUCUGCGCGACCUGCAAAGCGCUUCAAUCCCCCGAAAUCAUCGACGACGCCCCCUACUGGAGCUCCGCCACACGCACCACCUUCCGCGUCCCGAACCAGCCCGUGAUCGAGCACGACGGCCGCCGAUGGCGUCGCCUAUACCAGCGCAUGUUCACCCAGAGCCGCGUCUUUACCUGGGGGUCCAACGGCACCGGCGGGCUCGGCCAUGUCAACGAACUGACGGACCCCAACCAGCUGAGUCUGAGCGUCGCGAGGGGUAGGCGACAGAUGAGGUAUGGAGGGACGAGGGAUGCGCACUAUCCAAGGGAGAUGGACAAGACGCGCAAGCUGGGGAUCAUCGCGGACGUGCAGUGUGGGGGGUGGUCGACGACGUUGCUGAAUGAUAAGGGGAGGUUGUUCACGGCUGGAGAAAUUGACGGUGAGCGACGCCUGUCGGUGAUGCGUGGCGCGUCGACGGAUCUAAGGCCUUUGAAGUUCCCGUUUGAGGAAGAGGGGGAGGAGAAGUAUGUGCCGCGAAGAGCGAUUCGACAGUUCUCGGCGGGGAGGAAACAUAUUUUGGGACUCGCGGAUAGUGGGGCGACAUGGUGCUGGAGCGAGUUGAACAACAAUCCGGUGGAGAUUCGGUUCCUCUUCGAUGUUGCCAUGGAUCCGACCGGCAAAGGACUCGAUACGAGGCGCCAUGGCGCCGUGAGAAAGGUUGUGGCCGGCUGGGAUAAGAGCGCGGCGUUGAUAUCAGGGCUUGGCAUCAAAUGUUGGGAUAUCCGGCGACAGCCUGGAGACGGGGAGACGGUCGAUGCUAGAUUAGUCCCCGAUGAAUGCACGGUUCCCGAAACCCAGUUCCAACGACCGGAGAAGGGACGCGCAAACGAUUCCCCAUGGCCGGAACUGGCAGAUACCGUAGGUGAGGUACUCAACUUCAUCUUGUUGGAAGGAUACUUAGUCUUCAUCACCGACCUCAAGAAGAUCUUCGUAGCGAAGUUGGAAGGUAAUCCUACCAACGUUUCCCGCAUCAUCGAAAUCCCGGCGCUCUCCCAUCCGGAGGACUCAGAUGUGCCUUCAGCGAAGCACCUUCAAGGCUCAUUCCGGACCCUCGGAGUCAUCCUCGAGAACGGAGAAGUCCUAGUUGCCGAAAAUGUCUUGCUUGAAAUAUACUGGGACAACUCCAUCCGUCUCCUCAACCUCCAUCCCCCCUUCUCCAACCUCCCCCAACCCACCCGACCCGCCAGCCUCCAAAAACAAAACGUCAUCUCCCUCGCCUUCGCCGACUACCACUACCUCGCCCUCCACGCCUCUGGCGCCAUCACCCCCCACGGUGCCGAACCUCAAGGCACCGGCGCCCUCGGCCUCGGGCCCCUCGCCCCCCCUACCGGCCCCGCCCUCCUCCGCGGCCUCAUCCCAUCCCGCCCCCGCCAAUUCCGCUCCAAUGUCAUCCUCGCCCCCCCGUCCAACUCCCUCUCCCGCAAAAUCUGGUUCGACGCCCCCCGCCAGCGCUGGCUCGAAUUCAUGAACAACGGUGCCACCGACCCGGACACCAGCGCCGCCCGCGCCCCCUGGACGAACAUCAUGCCGCUGCCCAACGCGACGACCGAGGCGCAGCAGCGGGCGUUUCGGACGAUCGGCGCGGUGAGCGACUGGGUGGAGGCGGCGGGCGAGCGGAUCUUGCGGUGGGCGCUGGGGAACGCCGGCGCCGGGAAGGGAACGGCGGAGGAGGAUGGAUUGGCGAUGCAUUUUUCGCUGGCGGUCAGUGCCGGGGGGUGGCAUUCGGCGGCGUUGGUGCUGGUGAACGAGGAACAGGAGCGGCACGAGUACGCGCGAUGCGUUGUCGAGGAUCCGGAUUACUAUCGCCGGUAUCCCGCGUCGCCGGAGUCAUCCGCGCCGACGGCCAGCAAGGGCGGGGGUCGCGCCGAGGGUUCUUCCGCUGGCAGCGAUACGGAGAACGCGACUGCAGCGGCGCGACGAUGGGACGGCCACUCGGAAGGGGAUUCGGACAACGAUGAAGAUGAUGCGCGGGAUACGACGCGGUUUCCGGAGCCGGGGAAGAAGUACGUGUGGGCGGACGACCCGUUUCCGGUGUUUCCGGCGAGGGAGGGGCGGUUGACCGGGGAGACGGCGGAGGUGGAGCUGCCGGCGUGGUUGAGGGGGGAGUAGGUGUGGGAUCUGAUCGUUGGUGGGAGGUGGAUGGAGCAUGGAGGACGGAUGGGUUAUGGAUUGUUGGGUAUCCCCUCGAGCGAUGACCGGCGGUAUAACGAUUGGUUUACGCUGACCGAGAUGAAUAUUAUUGCAUGCUUGUUUGUUGUUAGGCAUCGUCCUUUCCGGUAGCCAUUGAUACGGAAGCGUGGUUGUCACAAGUGGUU
Molecule: messenger RNA, 2684 nt
Organism: Eremomyces bilateralis CBS 781.70
Lineage: Eukaryota; Fungi; Ascomycota; Dothideomycetes; Eremomycetales; Eremomycetaceae
Exons: 2
Coding region: 238-2478 (746 amino acids)
Molecular function (GO): protein binding
Source: RefSeq, a predicted model, not a curated record